GUCAACUACUAACUAGGUCAAAAUUCUUGAAAUAUGCCCUCCAUGUCGAGUUCAGUUUGCUUUCUCCUGAUCACUCGGUCCGGAGAGCGUCAAAGGAAUAAUAAUAAUAAUACAUAUUUACAUACGUACUGUCCAAUACCAUCGUACGGCGUAAUAUUACAGACACGUAAUUUACAGAACCUUCAACCCUGAACUUUCCUUCGUGUUGGUAACUAGUUACCUACUAUUAACUAGUACUCCUACG
This is a messenger RNA of Aspergillus ochraceoroseus IBT 24754, 244 nucleotides long. RefSeq lists its product as uncharacterized. Bases 34 to 192 code for a protein of 52 amino acids. The transcript has a single exon. The record is from RefSeq and is a predicted model, not a curated record. NCBI's taxonomy places the organism in Eukaryota, Fungi, Ascomycota, Eurotiomycetes, Eurotiales, Aspergillaceae.